Ilex paraguariensis (yerba mate) is the source of this 918-nucleotide messenger RNA. Lineage: Eukaryota; Viridiplantae; Streptophyta; Magnoliopsida; Aquifoliales; Aquifoliaceae. The record is from the annotation of a GenBank genome assembly.
AUGGUGUCACUUCUGGCAUGUUUUGCCAAUGCGCAGCUUUCACCGAAUUUUUAUGCCUCUACGUGCCCUAAUCUCCAACUCAUUGUGCGUAACGCAAUGAGGGAAGCGAUUAACAGAGAUCUGCGCCUUGGAGCCUCUAUCCUCCGCUUGUUCUUCCAUGACUGCUUCGUAAAUGGUUGUGAUGCAUCGAUACUUUUGGACGACACCGCAACUUUCACAGGCGAAAAAAAUGCAGGCCCAAACCGAAAUUCAGCAAGAGGUUUUGAUGUGAUUGACACCAUUAAAACACGGGUUGAAGCCGCUUGUAGUGGCAGAGUAUCUUGUGCAGACAUCCUGGCGCUUGCAGCACGAGAUGGAGUUGUCUUGCUGGGAGGACCUACAUGGGCAGUCCCGUUGGGCCGAAGAGACGCAAGAACAGCGAGCCAGAGUGCCGCUAAUAGCCAAAUUCCAUCGCCAUUCUCUAGCCUCUCAACCCUAAUCUCCACCUUUGCGGCUAAAGGCCUGAAUGCUCGUGAUAUGACUGCGCUCUCUGGUGGCCACACCAUCGGCUUUGCACAGUGUUUUACGUUCAGAAGCCGUAUAUAUAAUGACACGAACAUUGCCCCAAUGUUUGCAGCCAAUCGCAGGGGCGUCUGCCCAGCUUCAGGUGGGAAUUCGAACUUGGCCCCCCUUGAUAUACAAAGCCCUAACCGGUUCGGCAACGCCUACUACCAGAACCUUGUGAGUCAACGUGGGCUUCUCCAUUCAGACCAAGAGCUUUUCAAUGGUGGAUCACAAGAUGCAUUGGUUAGGCUUUACAGCACUAAUCUCACUGCUUUUUCCAAUGACUUUGCUGCAGCCAUGGUAAGAAUGGGCAAUAUAAGGCCCCUUACUGGAACAAAUGGAGAGAUAAGAAGAAGAUGCAGUGUGGUUAACUGA